Messenger RNA from Osmerus eperlanus (European smelt), 4781 nucleotides. Its product is annotated as glutamate receptor ionotropic, kainate 2-like. The transcript is spliced from 16 exons. Gene Ontology annotation, cellular component: kainate selective glutamate receptor complex; postsynaptic density membrane; plasma membrane. Gene Ontology annotation, biological process: monoatomic ion transport; synaptic transmission, glutamatergic; modulation of chemical synaptic transmission. The record is from RefSeq and is a predicted model, not a curated record. Gene Ontology annotation, molecular function: transmitter-gated monoatomic ion channel activity involved in regulation of postsynaptic membrane potential; kainate selective glutamate receptor activity. Bases 243 to 3185 code for a protein of 980 amino acids. Lineage: Eukaryota; Metazoa; Chordata; Actinopteri; Osmeriformes; Osmeridae.
UCUGUAGGCUUUAUCUUUCUGACGCGCGCACUCACACUAACCUUGGCUCGACGUCAGACGCUGUGCAGCAGUGCAGUAUAAUGGGAGCGUAGGCAACCCAAAGUGCCUCAUAGGCUGCUAUCGCGAUUUCACUCUGCCUGGCGCUCUCUUCCCCGACCCUCAAGUGUGGAUAUCCCCCGGUGUCUCACCUCAGUCAUCCGAGCCAUGGGCCCCCCCGCCGGAUUUGUUACCUCUCUUUAUGGAUGCCUCGUCUUCCCUUGAACUGGAUGAUUGUUUCUUGGCGCAGUGAAGAAGGAAAUCAUGCCGGGACUGCUAAUGGAUUUAGAAGCGCGAGUGACCAUGCCGUGAUCUUGCGCUUGGCUACAGUCACCCUGCCGAACGACCGUAUCAAAGAAUUCCGGGGGAAUCAAAGCGUACGGGGGAUCACCACUGUGCAUUUUACAAACAACAUGAAGAUUACCUCCCCGCUGGUAACUAGUCUCGUUUUCAGGUUCAACCUCAGGCUGCUCCCGCUUCUGCUGUUGUUUCUUGGAUACUCUCGCGGGAUGCCACACGUUUUAAGAUUUGGAGGAAUUUUUGAAUCCAUCGAAAGUGGCCCAUCAGGAGCAGAGGAACUAGCUUUUAAGUUUGCCUUGAACACCAUAAACAGGAACCGCACACUACUGCCCAAUACUACCCUCACCUAUGACAUCCAGAGAAUAAACAUCUUCGACAGCUUUGAGGCCUCCAGAAAAGCCUGUGACCAACUAUCUCUGGGGGUGGCAGCCAUCUUUGGCCCUUCCCACAGCUCUUCGGCCAACGCAGUCCAGUCCAUCUGCAACGCGCUGGGCGUUCCCCACAUUCAGACCAAAUGGAAGCACCAGGUGUCAGAUAACAGGGACUCGUACUACGUCAGCCUCUACCCAGACUUCUCCUCCCUGAGCCGGGCCAUACUGGACCUGGUCCAUUUCUUCAAGUGGAGGACUGUCACUGUUGUAUACGACGACAGCACAGGUACAGGUCUCAUUCGACUGCAGGAGCUGAUCAAGGCACCAUCGCGGUACAACAUUCGUUUGAAGAUCCGUCAAUUGCCAGCAGAGACUAAGGACGCCAAGCCUCUUCUGAAAGAGAUGAAGAAAGCAAAAGAGUUUCAUGUGAUCUUUGACUGUGGCCAUGAAAUGGCUGCCUGGAUACUAAAGCAGGCUCUCGCCAUGGGAAUGAUGACGGAAUACUACCACUACAUCUUUACCACUCUGGAUCUCUUUGCCCUGGACAUGGAGCCGUACAGGUACAGUGGCGUCAACAUGACCGGCUUCCGUAUCCUGAAUACAGAGAACUCUCAGGUGUCGUCCAUCAUCGAGAAGUGGUCCAUGGAGCGGCUCCAGGCCCCACCCAAACCCGACUCAGGCCUCCUGGACGGCUUCAUGACUACGGACGCAGCGCUGAUGUACGACGCCGUGCACGUGGUUGCCGUGGCAGUGCAGCAGGCGCAGCAGAUCACUGUGAGCUCGCUGCAGUGCAACCGCCACAAGCCCUGGCGCUUCGGGGGGCGCUUCAUCAGCCUCAUCAAGGAGGCUCAUUGGGACGGUCUAACUGGACGCAUUCUCUUCAACAAGACCAACGGAUUAAGGACGGACUUUGACCUCGAUGUGAUUAGCCUAAAGGAGGACGGACUGGAAAAGAUUGGAACCUGGGACCCCCCCAGUGGUCUGAACAUGACAGAGAAACACAAGAGCAAGACAAGCAACAUCACCGACUCUCUGGCUAACAAAUCCCUGCGCGUCUCCACCAUACUGGAGGAGCCGUACGUGAUGUUCAAGAAGUCGGACAAGCCUCUCUAUGGGAACGACCGCUUUGAGGGCUACUGCAUCGACCUGCUGCGGGAGCUGUCCAACAUCCUGGGCUUCCGCUACGAGGUGCGACUGGUGGAGGAUGGCAAGUACGGCGCCCUGGAGGAGAGCACCGGCCAGUGGAGCGGUAUGGUGCGCGAGCUCAUUGACCACAAAGCCGACCUGGCAGUUGCUCCCCUGGCCAUCACCUAUGUGCGCGAGAAGGUCAUUGACUUCUCCAAGCCCUUCAUGACGCUGGGGAUAAGUAUUCUCUACCGCAAGCCCAACGGAACCAACCCUGGGGUGUUCUCCUUCCUCAACCCUCUCUCGCCCGAUAUCUGGAUGUAUAUUCUGCUGGCUUGCUUGGGUGUCAGUUGUGUGCUGUUUGUCAUUGCCAGGUUUAGCCCCUACGAAUGGUACAACCCGCAUCCAUGCAACCCGGACUCAGACGUGGUGGAAAACAAUUUCACACUCCUUAAUAGUUUCUGGUUUGGUGUUGGGGCUCUCAUGCAGCAAGGCUCGGAGCUCAUGCCCAAGGCCCUGUCCACCCGUAUCGUGGGGGGCAUCUGGUGGUUCUUUACCCUCAUCAUCAUCUCCUCCUACACCGCCAACCUGGCAGCCUUCCUUACCGUGGAGCGGAUGGAUUCGCCCAUCGACUCAGCCGAUGACCUGGCAAAGCAGACCAAGAUCCUCUACGGAGUGGUGGAAGAAGGGUCUACCAUGACCUUCUUCAAGAAGACCAAGAUCUCCACCUACGACAAGAUGUGGGAGUUCAUGAACAGCAGAAGGCACUCUGUGAUGGUGAAGAACGUGGAGGAGGGGAUCCAGCGCGUCCUCACGUCUGACUACGCCUUCCUCAUGGAGUCCACCACCAUUGAGUUUGUCACGCAGCGCAACUGCAACCUUACACAGAUAGGGGGUCUCAUCGACUCCAAGGCCUACGGAGUCGGAACGCCCAUGGGCUCUCCGUACCGAGACAAGAUCACCAUCGCCAUCCUGCAGCUUCAGGAAGAAGGGAAGCUGCACAUGAUGAAGGAGAAGUGGUGGAGGGGGAAUGGUUGUCCAGAGGAGGAAAGCAAGGAGGCCAGCGCGUUGGGGGUGCAGAACAUCGGAGGCAUCUUCAUCGUUCUGGCAGCAGGGCUAGUGCUGUCUGUGUUUGUGGCUGUGGGGGAGGUCCUGUACAAGUCCAAACAGAACGCCCAGCUUGAGAAGAGGUCCUUCUGCAGUGCCAUGGUGGACGAGCUGCGAGUGUCCCUCAAGUGUCAGCGGAGACUCAAGCAGAAGCCCCCGCCACCUGCCAUCGUCAAGACGGAGGAGGUGAUCAACAUGCACACGUUUAACGACAGGAGACUCCCCGGGAAGGAGACCAUGGCGUGAGCUCUGAUCAAUACCAAUUCCAGUCAGUUGCCGGAGGGGGGGGGGGGGUUCCGGGGGGGGGGAGUCAAACAACGUUGACAUAUGACCACCAAUAAAAGGUAAUCGGUCAAGUACUGUUUAAACACCACCACCCACCACCACCCAAACCCCCGCCCCCCACUGCCCCCCCACCAUCACCCCUCCAGGUUUAGUAGACAGAUGUUUCCUGUGGAAAUAUAGUCUGAGUGUGACUUCCGGCCACCACUAUGUCUCUUCACUGUGAUGGACUUUCUGGGAGGGACCUUUGAAGGUGACAGAAGGUGACAUAUUCUGAGAUUGGGAAACAUUUGGUUAGGUUCUCACAAGUUCUCACCAUUUUCCAUCCAGGCCUGUUUGGACUGGCUUUAGUUCACACAUAUACACACACACACACACACACACACAUUUGCACCCACAAAUCCACAGACACAUGCACACACCUAUGCGGAGCAGGACACUGUAACUUGGCCAGUUACAACCCAAGAAAUAAGUUGAUGUUGGGAUUUUCGUUGAUGUCGGUUAUACUUCUGUCAGAUCUCCAUACGUGUGUCCCUGUUGGUAUCUGUAGAAUCUUUCUGGAUAAUUGUGGUCAAGACUGAAGCAUCGCAUAUCAUGAAAAAGAAUGUUACAAAGUGCCAUACUGUUGCAUAAGAAGGUGGUGUAUAAAGAACUUAAUAUUUGUCCGACACUUAGGGUAUGUGUAUUUAGUUUGGAAUCAUUGAUGUUGAAUCCUUUUUUUCUUCUGUGUUGCCUUUAUUGUGCCAAAGUUCUGCCAUUGUAAAGAACUUCUGUAUCAUGCCUUUCACUUUUACUUUGAAAUGCCACAAUACAUGGUGUAAAAAAUGCUAUCAUGCCAACCACUCCCCAAGGUCCACUAUUUCAAGUCUACAUCAACUGUCGAAAGGCAGGAUUUUUACAAAACAAAAUGUUUGUUUUUGUACAAGGACACUUUUUGUAGUACUAUUUCUAUCAUGGUAGACCCCUUACAUGAAUAUAUGUAGCAAGUUUCAACUUGACCAAUUAUCUUCGUCUCUUCUAUAUAUCUCUUUUCACUAUCCCCCAUCCUGGGCCCCUGACUUCUGGCUGGUCCUGUCUCCCUGCUCUCUGUUCUGGGGCCACACUGCCUGCAAUGUGGGGCCCUGUUCUGUUCAGUGAAAUGGCAAGCAUAGCUGGUAGAUUUAUAGACCGCCCCCCCCCCCCCCCCCUCUUGCAUCUCUUCUAAGGGAUGUCUUCUUUCAGGAGCCCUUCCCAAACAAGGGGAUAGUAAACAUUUAUUAGAGUACAUUUUUGCCUGACAGCUAUUGACUACUUCUGCUGUAGGUGAAUGAAUGUAGACAAUUAUGAUGAAAAAAAUAGAAAUUUUAAUUAUAAGAAAUGGAGAAGGACAGUUAGUUUGAUUAAUGUUGCUCUACCAGUACUGCUUGUCAUUUUAGAACAGGCUAGACUCAGUGUCGAUGAUUGAUUAAUUGAUGGAGAUUCAUUUGGAAACAUCGAAAAGACUGUUGUCAAAACGAAGAUAAGAUUUAUUUGAUGCAUUGAUGCAAGAUUUUACAUAAAAGUAUAUCAUUAAAAAAAACA